Messenger RNA from Cyclospora cayetanensis, 2067 nucleotides. RefSeq lists its product as uncharacterized. The transcript has 11 exons. The record is from RefSeq and is a predicted model, not a curated record. Lineage: Eukaryota; Apicomplexa; Conoidasida; Eucoccidiorida; Eimeriidae. Bases 1 to 2067 code for a protein of 688 amino acids.
AUGGACAACCCACGAAUUAUGCCUGCUCUUGAGGCGAUCCACUCAGCAGUUCGUAGAAUUACUUGCAUUCCAGGAAGUAGGGAACAAGUAUGUUGUCAGCGUAGUGCAGCUGCCAUACUCGGCAAUCAUGCGGAGGUCACUCGUUGGGGGAGCCUGGUAGGUGCCGCAGGUGAAGAACAGACGCCAGGCGUUCCCGCAGCUCUGUAUGUCCAGGCACGAACAUCCCCACUACUUGCAGACGGUUCCCCACAAGCGGAAAUUCGUCAAGAUCCAGACUUACAGUAUCCGCAUGAAACAGGUAAAGUAAUGAUUUACUGGGCAUUUCGCAUUCGUGUUCACGCUGCUGCUGUUGACGCUGGACCUGCAACUCAGAGGUGGAAGGGCCUCCCCACUGGGGUACCACAACCUGAAGAAGAAAGUCUGAUGCCUAAGAGCCUCGAGAUUACGCAAAAGUGGACUUCUGCGGCCCUGCGGAUUCUUCCAGACGUGAGCCAAGCAGCAACUGCCUCCGUGGUAGAAGGGAAAGCGGACUUGAACGAGAAUUCGUUUUGGAGAGACCCUCAGCGAAACACGGAACGGCAUCAAAGCGAGGCAGCAGUAGCCUCAAGGCUCUCCCUGAUAGAGGAAUUUCGACGUUUUUCAAGGCAGCAUGUAGGCGGAGGAGGGGAUCCAUGGUCUCUCUUGUCGCGACACAGAGGAGCGGCUGACCCUAUAGGCCCUCCUCAAAAUGUGCAAGCUCUUGGCAACAUUCUGGAGAGGCCACCUGAAAGAGUUCGAGGUGCUUCUGGCCCCACAAAUAUGUUGCAAGUGGAGAGGGCAGCAGCAGCAGCAGCAGCAGCAGGUUCUCCUCAUCUCCUAAUUGGUCUUGUGCUGGCAGACGGCUCAGUGUGGGGUAUCGAUGACCUCAGGGCAGGCUUCCAGGAAGCACUGCAGCAGAGCAGCUUGCUGCCACCGACAAGAGGGGGGGCUAUGCUGAAGCGUCUCGAAGCCGACUGUGAGCGGGCGUCGCGCGGUACCAGACAAAGAGCCGAGGAGUUUGCCAAAUUCAUCGAUCAACAAAUGGCUGAGCUAGAAGAGCUCGCCACAGAGAGCGCCAGGCUCCAAGCCGAGGUGAAGGAACUGAAUACAAAGACGGAACAAAACCUUCAGGAAGUGGAAGCGCUUCUGGAGGAGGAUAAGGCAAGGGCUGUGGAUUCUGAAUUGGCACGCGUUGCCGCUGCAAAGGAAAAGGUGGAACUGAGGUUACAGGCUGCCAAACGCAAACUUGAUGCCACUCGGAAGGAGUUCAUGGUAGUGUCUCGCCAAGACCUCCACGCCCGCAAGGAGUGGCGCUCCCGUGUUGACGCGUAUAAAUUUACGCAUGGAAUCCGCAUUCACCAGCAACGGGGCAAGCCCUUCACACGAAUUUGCUUUUUGGGCCUUUACAAGGAGCUGGCGCAGCUUGAGUGCCACCUGGAUGUCUCCCUGGAGGACCAGAGCUGCCAAGACCUUAUAGCGGUGUCAAAGGCAGAUAUCCAGUGCAUUCACGAUCCCAAGAACGCAUCACCCCCUUACGCCCCCGCCUUUCUUGUUUCUGACUGUAUAUACCUUGAUCUGGAAUUUGCACUAGCCCUUGUACGUGGAUCGACGCUUACUCUUUCUCUAGACUCUAUGCUGUCUUUCUCUCGUUUGUGUCUACACUUGAUUCUCGCCAAGCCUCUGCUUCCGCCUCUCUGCCCACGCAAUCCCCACCUUGCCGCGGCUGCGCCAGUCAGUUCUGCCACGGCCGCUCACGACUGUAUCGCCAUACCACUGCCCUUUUGGGAUGUGCCUGUUAUGUAUUCUCUAGCUCGGGUGCUCUUUGAUCUCUUCUUUCUGUGUGAUUCAGUCGUGGGAGCCUGGCCCGAGGCCCCCCUGUCCGAGCUGUGCGCACUCUAUGCUGAAGGCCGCGUUAGCUUCACUGCAUUAGUAUCUCACUCUCGUCUAAUAUUUAAGGCUCAGCUGACGCGCAUGAGCCAUGCUCAGAAGCUCGUUGCUUUGCACGAGCAGCAAAGACAGCGCGGCAAGGACAAAUGGGCGAUCCAUUAA